UUGAGUUGUUUCAGAAGUUUAUUCAAUAGUUUGAACUUUUUUUUGUGUAGGUAAUUUCUGGUUUUGGUGUUUUAUUCGGCGUUGUGUUUCUGUUUCGUAUAAAUUUAGUGCAAUAGUAUACUAGAAAUACCUAGAAUAGAUUACUUAUUGAAUUGCAAAAAAUGUACCAGUAUUGAAUGUAUCACUACAGUAUUUAAAUCAAGAUUCAACUAGAUAGGUAAUGUAUCUUAAUAAAAUGAGACAAAUAACAUUUGCAAGGCGUCACUCUAUCGCUGAAAACAGAAAAGUUCCUUUGAACACAGUAAUACUGCCACCCUUAACGCCUCCACCUCAGGAUACUUCAGGAACUGAACUUUUGGGGAAGAUUGUGGUUAAUAAGUCUAAAAAUGGUACAGUCAAUAGUGAAGUCGUAAUCCCCAAACCUCAGGAAACUCAGAAAAAUGACGAGCAAUCUUCAAAAACGCCGGAACAAAUGCGUUUGGAGCAGAACAUUCGUUUUUUGCAGGAUCAGCAUCAGUUGAUUCUUUCUGGUUUGCACGGGGAAAUUGAGAAGCUGAAGUCGAGAAACAGAGAGCUACAAUUUCAACUAAUAUUUGGAAAGACGCCUGCUGAUUCUAGUUCACCUUCUCCAUCUUCGCCAGAGGAAGAUUCAACAAAACAUAAGUUGUAUACAAGUCCCAAAAUUCAGACUAAUACAACACCGUUGCAAGUGGAAAUCUUGGAGAGGGAACUAGGAGAGUUGAGACUACAAUUACAAGAGCAAGAAAGUCGCAACGUUUACCUUUCUGCGAUUGUCGAUGAACAGAAAAAACAACUUGAACGAUAUGAUCGUCGUCGUGAGAAAGAACAACAACGAACCAACGCCCCAGGCGAGGCCGAAAUCGAACUACUACGCAAACUGGAAGACGCCGAAACUCUGAUUCGCAGGCUGCGCAGAGAAAACUCCGAUUUGCGCAGAGAGUCUCAGGGCAUGAGCGAGGCCGGUGCGCAGCAUCACGCACAGCAUCAUAGGGAUAAUAAUGGGUAUCAGUCGCCCAGAGGCCAGGGUCACCGUGGUGGUAGCGGUAGAGGACACAGGACCGGCAAUAAUGGGCAUUAUAAUAAUAGAGGCGGAUGGUUUCCGCCGCUUCAUUCGCAGAGUUUUUGGCAAGGGGGUAGACCACAACACGACCGAUCCCACCACAGCAACAAUGGAUCGCACCAGGACCAAGUGCUCGGCACUAACCUGCCUGAUAUUCCCCUGAACGAUGCAGGAUCUUACCAACAGCAGCCUCAACCACAAUACCACGGUCAUGGAAGGAAAGGCUCGAACAAUAAUCACUACCACAACGGCGAUGGAAGAAGGUACAGGGGACAACACAAAAACAAUAAACCUUCUUAAUAUAAUUUUUUAGCUAACAGGUAGAUUAUAUUUUCUAACAAAAAAAAAUUGAGGCCUCCUGGAUUAGAGCUUGUUAUUUUUUGGCACUCAAAGCGAAAUAAAAAUUGAUAUAUGUAUUGAAAAAGAGCUGAUAACAAGUUAAUUUUGAGCAAUGAAAUUUUAAUUUUCUAUUCUAAUUCACGUGAUAUUUGAUCGAUCUGUUGCGGACGACUGACCACCAAACGUUUUAAGAUAUCCUGGACACUGCUAUAGCUUCGCUAUGAUGGGGUAAUAUUUUAACGUUUUUAGAGGUGCUAUCUAAUUAUUAUCAAUUUCCAUUAUUAUUAAUAAUCACUUUUUUCACAUUAAAUCUCUUAUUAGUAAGUAAAUCCGUUUGGUGCAUUUUUUGCUUUCUGGUGUUAGUGUAGCUCUCCAUUAGGCUGCAGUAACUACUGUAAAGUGUAUUCAGUGAUAACCAAACGAUUCAAUUACAUCUUUUUUUUUUGGAUUUAAAAGCUAAUAACGUAAGAAAUGUUUAGAAACUUGUUUGUCAAAUAUGUAGAUUCAAAUAAACCUUGAACAUUUUGGGGAAAGUGGAGCAAAGCAUCUAGGUACACAGGGUGUACCAGAUGAAAAACCUCAUUUCAGAUUCUCUGAAAAAUAUCAUGGAUGGAUUUUCCACUUUAAAAAAAUAUUGCAUUAUGAUAUCAAAUUGAGAAAAUCACGUAACAUCACACUAAAAUUUUAUUAGUCAUAAAUGUAUUAGUAAUUUUUCCGAUAAGUCACAAAACCCCAUCAAUGUUUAUAAUAAUAUAUAUUUGUCAAAGAAAGUGCUUUGGAUCUAGUUAUUUAUUGAAUGUCUAGGUAUCUGUUGUUAGCUUUGGGAAAAUAGUCAUAUUUAUUCAAUAAUUAUUGAUGUUUUAUCUAUCAUAAUCGACAUGUGUACCUUAAUAGUUGACUUUUUGCUACAUAUACGUACAGAAAAUAGCCUUCCUAUCUUUUUUGUAGUUGCUGUAGCAAAAAUUUGCCCAAAUAAAUACAUUUUUAUCAUCUUAAAGAAAUUCUAUAGAUAUUAUAAAAAAUAUUGCAUAUUUAUUGUGUAACUUUGACGGUGUGAUAGACGAUACUCAAACCAAAUGUAGUAUUGCGAAGAAUGUAGAAGAUGCCGCUCCUUACUCUUGAAUAAUUAUACAAAUUGUUAAUCUGAUAAAUUAUUACGGUUUGUUCCAGUAAUAUGCAGAAUCAGAAAUAAUUUUGAGCCAUGUCUUGACAAAAAUGCGAAAGUUGGGCAAAUUCUUGAGAUCAUUUGGAAUGUAAAACGUCUGUGCCUUUGAAAUGGUAUUUCACCUACUGAUGUUCGGCCUAGAACUGCGGUAUUGGAGAGUUUUUACUUUUCAGCAUCCUAGUUCUGUCCAUUUUUAUGGUUAUUCCUGAGCAUGCGUAGUAAUGAAAUGACAGCCCCUUUCACUGACCCAGUCAUCCGAUACCCAUAUCUAUCAAAAUUGCUAAAUGCUAGUAUUACUCUCUACUGUCUGUUCUCGAAGGAGAUGCAGCCAACCAAAUUUUAACUAACAUGUAAAUUGGAACCUUUGAAAAGGAAGAGUAGGUAAUCUAAUUGGUUAAAAUCAGUGCGUUUCUACCAUUUCCGGAACUCAGCAAUCUAGCGUUAUUUUUUGAAAGUCGGGCGUUGAAGACGGACAAUCAAGUUUUAUAUAAGAUUAACACAUUUGCCUUUUCUUUUGAAAUUAUCCGAAUGUUAAUUGCUCCACUUUUUAGACUUUGAAAAAUAGUUCUGGUUAGCUUCAAAUAUCGUGACCCCGGAGGCCAAGGGUGAAGUACAGAGAUUAUUUCGCCGAAUCGAUUUCGAGGAAUCUUGUCGUUCAAAAAUUAUCUCAUAUGUUACGAACAGUGUGGCGGCGCUUAAUUUUGCUGAAAUGAAAAGUUAAGUCUUGCUAUGCUACUGCAAAUGAAGAAAAAGUCAAUCACCUCAUAUCAGAAGGUAGGUAUAGGUUUCUGGUGACAGUAUUCGCUGCGAAUUUUUUUUUUCUAAAUAGUUUGGUAAGAAACUCCAAUCUCUAAGAUUGCUUUUGCCCAGACUGUUAAGGUGUUUCGACGCUUUUCGUCAAACAAGCAUCCGUUCUCUUGAAAACUAGGAAAUCAGUGAGAUCUGUUGCAGUGUUAAUUUUUCUACGAAAAUCACCCUGCAUAGAUGUUGUUGAUUCUUACUUUUAAAACUGGAAAAACACUAAUCGCUUGUGCUGACUCGCCAUCUUCGCCAUACCGAGAUAUCUUGGCAGCCAAACGAAACUUGACCACUUCGCCUUUUGAUACGUAGGCGGUUUAUUAAAAUACAAUUGGAUGUUUUGCAGCUUUGGCUUGGAAAUCAGGCAAACAGCUCAAAGAAUCUUGAUGCCAUUCAUAAUUAUGAAGGCGUCAUCUACGGAUUUAGUAUUUGAGAUUCCACAGAGCUUGUUCGGAUAGUUCGUGAUUACUGGACUUCUCAUGAAACUACCGACUAUGAGUUGUUGACAACGUAACCGGCCACUAAGGGAGAUUUCUGAAGAAACAUAACACCAAGAAUUUAUAGGUCAAGAAAAAUUAGAAAAACAGAUCCAAGAAAUUCAAGAACUGUCCUAGAGUAUAACAUAUAUGUGACUUGUAAAUCGACUAAUCAAAAUAAGCACAUAAGAAAGAAACAGUACCUACCUAUAUUAGGAUUUGCGAAACACACGUCUUGGAGACAGCUUCAUUCUGCAUAAGAAAGUAAAAGAAAUAGCUGGACUACAACAAAAAGCCAACAAACGCCAUUAGAGAUUAGCACAACGAGAUAAGCACAGACCCCGAAGAACUAUUGGAAACAUGGAAGAGAUUUACAACCAACCUUUUCGAAGUCAACAGACCAGAAAUUCCACCAGUCAAACUAAUAUCGUUCACUAUCGGGACCAAAAAUUUCAGAAAGCGAAAUCCUUUAUGAGGAAUGGAAAUAAUAUUCAGCUUUCUUGAACUAAUUAUUAAAUUUAAAAAUCAAAUAGCCAACGUUUCGAUUCGAUAAAUUUAAUAAAUUAGUCCAAGAAAGCUGAAUAUUAUUUCCAUUCCUCAUAACCAUAUUCGUGGGCGUGAUACUUUUUCGACUGAAAUCCUUUAUGUUAUGAAAAAAAUGCAAAGCAACAAAGCUCCGGUAACUGAUGGUCUGUAUCCAGAGAUAAGUCUCUUGAUCAACGAACAGAAUAUAAAAUAAUAGUGCAGCUCUUUAGCAACAUAUAUGACACUGGAAAUUUUCCCGAGGACUGGGUCCGCUCUACUUUUAUUAUACUACCAAAAUCAGAUAGCCCAUCAGAAGCAUGCAAAGAUUAACGUCUCAUGAGCCACUUUCUGGAGCUCUUUCUCAAAAUUCUACACGCAAGACUCUACAAAGAGUGCGAAGAGUUUAGCAGAACUAGUCAGUUUGGGUUUAAGAGCGUUAUGGAACUAAAGAAUUUUCAGUCUGCAGACUUUGGUGCAAAAUUGUCAAGAUGAAAAAAAGAAUGUUUUUAUAUACUUUAUUGACUACGAGAAAGCAUUUGACAUUGUUAGACAUAAUCUAUUGAUAUCAUGUCUUGGGGCACUAGGACUAGAUGAUAAGGACAUAAGGCUUAUUGGUGAUCUUUAGUGGAAUCAAAAAGCGGAAGUUCGGUUAGACAACUCAACAACACAAGACCAAUUUGAAAUGAAAAAAGGUGUUAGACAAGGAUGUAUCUUGUCUCCAAUGCUGUUCAAUCCAUGUGCAGAAAUAGCGUUUAAACCACUGGACAGCCCCAUAGGCAAUCUACCCUAUGAAUAAAAAAGGCAUUUGCUUUUUCUCGCAAAAUCUGAAGCAAAUGCUUCAUCCAGUAUAAAUAAAAAUUCAAGGAAAACCCUAUACUUGAAAGUAGGAAGCAAAUGCUCCAGGAAAAAGCAAAUACUCUUUUUCUUAUGAAUAAAAGAGAGUAUUUGCUUCAAAUUGGGAGCAUUUACUCCUAGCAAAAUGCAACUGCUCCAGAGCAGAUGUAUGUUUGCUAUUUUGGAGAAUUCCCCAUUUUUUUGUAGAUCGUAGAUUGCAUUAGGACUCGUUAUAGCUUGUUCCAGCCGCUCUAGUGUCCAAGAUCUUCCUGGGUGAUGAAGUGCCCACCUCUUGGGGUGUUAGCAAGGUAUUUCAGCCUUUUGCAGGAGUGAUCAGGGCAUUCACAGAUUAAGUGUUCUGUAGUUUUUGUUGCUUGUUCGCAAUAUCUGCAGUAAUCGUUGUUUGAUUUUAGGUGAUUUCACCAGACAAUGCCCAGUGAGCAGUCAACCAACGACUAUUCUAAUGUCUCUUCUGUUCACUGUCAAGAAGUUGUUCAGAUCUCAGAUAUGAACCUUUUUCAUAUGUUGAUUUCUUCGGAGACGUGGCUUUUCAUUAUACACAAAAAGGCUUUGGGCCUUGAAAAGGUGUUAAAGCGCCUUGCUUCGUGGGACGGUCCGCCUCUUCGUUGCUGUUUUUACUUUAUCCCUACCAGCCAGUUGUUUAAGGAUAUUUGUACCCUCCCAAACUAGCUGAAAAUUACGCUUGAUUGCUCCUAGAGCCUUAAGAGCCGCUUGACUGUCGGACAGUACCUAUGUGAAUGUGCUCUCUUAAAAUGCCCCUUUUAAGACAAUCUUGGCGUUCUUUUACAACCACUUCCUAUGGAAUGUCAAAAGACGCCGACACCGCAAUAUUAGCACACAAUGCAGAAGAUCUUCAGACAUUACUGAAUCAGAUUAAUGGAGCAGGCAAGGCACUGGGCUUCAAAAUUAACACUGGUAAAAUGAAGUUGAUGAUUGUGAGUAGAGAAGAUAUCUUUGGCUUAAAACAAAAACCAUUUAUGUUCAAUUGUUCUCUUAGUGGCAUCACCCGUCCAGAAACUUUUGCAGAUCUCGGGGUGAUAUUUGUUAAGGAACUGACGUGUAACUGCCACAUUGAUCGAACUGUUACGCGGCUGACAAGACAUAUGGAUUCAUAGUCCGAUAUUGUAUAUGAUCUUUGUGCGAUCCAAACUGGAAUAUGCUUCUGUAGUCUGGUCUCCUUAUCAUCAGCGUCAUAUUGACCGUAUUGCUGUGCAGAGACGAUUUCUGAAGUUAUUAAGCUUCAAGAUUGAUGGAACUAACCUCGAACUCACCUACAAUUGGGAAUACCAAAUUCUGAUCUUUUGCAAAGACAUAAUUAUUUUUCGCUGAGAUUAACACGAUCAUGCAAUAGUGUCAUUUAUACUUACAAAAUUUUGAAUAACUCAAUAGAUUUUCCAAGUAUACUCAGUAAAAUUAACAUAAUAAGGGUUCCAAGAGAUAAUUCCAGAGUCUUAGAUUUGCUUCACGCCUAUCGAACAGUCACUAUGGUUAACUCUCCGUUAUGCACCAUGCUUGCAGCGAUAAACUCUGUAGGACUAAAUAUUGACAUAUUUUCUUGUAAAUUUAAAGACAUAAAAUCUCAUUUUUAUAGUAGUGUUGUAUUGCAAAAUGUUAAUGAUAUUCAGGACUAUAAUUAGAAUAUAAUACCUACAUAAGUCGGAUUAAACAUAAGUCAGAUUGUUCCUACUCUGUAGUCGGGUUUUACCUGUAGAGUAUUGUAUUAAUUAAAUAAAUAAAUACAUUAAAAAAUAAAUCUUAAAUACCCAAAAAUAGAUGGAAAAAAUAUUGAACAGGUUACAAACUUCAAAUAUUUAGGAUGCAUGCUGAAUGAAAGAUGGGAUCCGGAGAAAGAAAUAAGAUGUAGGAUAGAUAGAACAGGCAAGAUCGACCUUCCUAAGACUUCGAAAAUUUCUCAUAGACAGAAACUUGAGCUUUAAACUCAGAUACAGAAUGUUAAAAUGUUAUGUCUGAUCGGUCCUACUAAUUUGAGUAGAGACAUUGAUAUCACAUGACAAAUGAACAGGUCAUCCGAAGAGCUAAACUCUUAGAACUCUUCGGAACCAUAGAUCAGAGAAAAAUAUCUUAUCUGGGACACAUAAUACGCGGAGAACGUUAUUGCUUCAAGCGCCUUUUCCUUCGAGGCAAAACUGAAGGAGGUAGGAGGGGGGGGAUAGGAAGAAAGAAGCUAUCCUGGCUACGGAAUGUACGGCAGUGGGCAGGAAAACAGGACUUCCAGAAACUACAAACCGCUGCAUUUAAUAGAAAUAUUUGAUAGGAAAAAAGAUGGAUGCCUACGUUGGAAUCUGUAUGAUACUUCAAGAAGAAGAAGAAGAAACACAUCUUCACUCAUAAAAUUAAAAGAAACACAGGUGAGCAGUUGAAAUUUUAAAACACUCAAAUAAAUUCAAUUUUAAGGACAAUCGUUUCAACUUCAGCUUGUCGGGUUCCGGAAAUGAUAGAUUUCGGUUCAGUUAUAAUUAUUCCUAGUACUUUGACCGCAUACACAUUGCCCAGCGCAAUUAGCAAAGAGUCAGUUGAAAAUCAUUGGACCAUAAAUUAAAACCAUCGUUGAUAAUCAAAUUAGAAAGCAAAGGUACAAUGUAGGAUCCUUGGGGAAACCUAGGUGGGAUCAGAAUUUCUGAAGUCAUAAUAUUUGUCACUCGAAUCCACUGAUGGCGAUCUCUCAAGUUGGUUGGUUGGUUGCUUGAGAUGCAGAGUGAUCAGGCCGGGUAAGGUGGCCCCAAACUACAGCUGUCGGUUUAUUGUAUUGUCCUGUGAAAAGUUUCGUGACCUUGAUUACGUUUAGGAGCCUCUUCACCGUGUUACUUUUGGUGAGUUUAGAGAUAGGGUCUUUGGAGCCGUCAGUAAACCAGACAAUUUCUUGUUUAGGUGUUGCCCCGGUAUUUCCUACUGUGACAAUCUCGAUGGCGAAGGGUGUUUCAAGGGAUUUUUUCCGCAUCACAUAGUCGCUACCCAUGGUUAAAAUCGGGUUUGUGAUUAUUUUGGUGAUUGCCGCAUGUCCAUUUGGUUUUGAGUUCCAGGUUUCGUUCAGCUGGAGACGAUAUGCCUCGAAUCUAGCCUCCGCUUUGACGAUAAGGUCAAUUGGUGGGCGGUUUAGGAUCGUUUCCAUACUUGCCGUUGGUGUGCUUCUCUGUGCACCGAUAAUACAAAGACAUGCAAAUCUCUGGAUUUUGGCUAGCUCCAGGUUUGCUUGUCCUUGGUUUACUUUAGGCCACCAUACAAGUGCAACACAUAAUAUCAUUGGCCUUACAACCGUAAUGUAUAUCCAGUGUACAACUGACAGUUUUAGUCCCCAUGUCUUCCCAAUCGCUCUUUUCAGUGACAUCAACGUCAUCUUGCUUUUGGUGGUUAUCUUUUGGAUGUGUUGGUUCUAUGUCAUCUUCAUAUUUAGGACGACGCCUAGAAAUUUAGCUUCCCAGCCAAACUCCAAGGUUUUUUGUGAAUAGACUGGGGGCGAUUAUGUCCUCCAGAUUUCUUUUUCACGUGAAAGGAAUGGGUUUUGUCUUGGAGGGGUCGACGCAAAGUUGCUCCCUCGUGCACCAUCCCUCAAUGAUUCCUAAGGCGUCCUGCAUGAGGUUUCAUACUGUCCUGGUAAAUCCUCCCCUAAUGACAACGACUAUGUCAACCAUGUAGCCUAGGGUGAAGUAGCCUUUAGUUUUUACAGAAGUUCAUCCACGACUAGAUUCCACAAAAGUGGUGAAAGUACUCCGCCCUGUGGGUAUCCUUUUGUCGCGGUUACUUCAAUAGAGGUUUCAGCAAUAGUUGACUUUAUCUGCAUGUGGAUUCAUUAGUCGCAUGUUGCCCAGUAGCUCUGACUAUGCAGUUGAAGGACCUGUGGUUAAAGGUUCCUUCUAUGUCAAGGAAUGCCACUAGUGCGAUUUCCUUGUUUUCUAGCGAGUUCUCUACUCUUGUCACCAGUUGGUGUAGAGCUGAUUCGCUGGUUUAACUGGUUGAAAGGCAUGUUUGUUUUGGUGAACUGGCCUCUGUUUCAGUAAGGUUUCCCUGAUGUGCUAUUCAACUAAUUAAUCACCUUUAACAUAAAGGACGAUAAGCUGAUCGGUCUGUAUGACCUGGCCUGAGAUGGGUCUCUGCCAGGUUUUGGGAUAAAGACCGCUUUCACUUUUCUUCAGGACCCAGGAAUAUUUCCUGUUGCCAGGCUAACUCUGCAAAGCCUGCAGAGGUGUGGUGCUAUAAGGUACACUGCCUCUUGUAGGAGUGCUGGUAUAUUAUUUCAUCUGCUCCCAGUGAUUUGAAGCUCCCAAAUGAGCCUAUUGCCCAUUUUAUGCCAUCUUAAGCGGAAUGGCUUGAUGGGUUUCUGCUAUCAGGGUUCACUUCGGUGGAGUCUGGAAAAUUGGUUUGAAGAAGUAAACUUAAUGUUUCUUUCCCAUUUUUUGUGAUUUUCCCGUCAGGUUUUUUAAUGGUUCCUGUCGGUUCUAUCGGACUCUUGGCUAGAAUUUUCUGGAAAUGGGCUCUUUCGGAAGUGUUUUCAACUUUGCUGCAGAAAUUCUUCCAGGAUUCUAUUUUUGCUAUCCGGAUUUAUUUGUUGUAUUGCGUUAGGGUUUGCUGAUAUGCUUCCCAGUUUCCGGUUUUCUUUGCUUCAUCAUUUCAAGGUUGGCAUUCCACCACUUUUGUUUGCUGGUGUUUUGCUCCGAUUCUUGGCAGUUUUCAUGAUAUGAGGUUUGGAUGGCUUCCUGCAAUUGCAGGCAUACCUCCUUCAUAUCUGUUCUUAUUUUAAUUACCGUUUUAAUGUUAGUCAGGUUCAGUCUAAGGUCCUGUCGGUAUUUUCCCCAGUCAGUAUUACGAGGGUUGCGAUAUACACGCUCUGGUUUAUCAAUAUGUUUGAUUUCCAUUUGAAUAUACCUAUGAUCCGAAAGACUCGGUUCAUCAUCUACCCUCCAGUUAUAUAUUUGAGAGCUUAUUCCGAGAGACGCCAGAGUUACAUCAAUACGUUCUUGCCUAUUUUUUGUUAGAAAAGUAGGUUUAGUUCCCCGAUUCAGAAUGUCUAGGUUAUUAGAGAUAGUGGAGUCAAGUAAGUACUCAUCGCGUUGGCUUAUGUCGCUACUAUUUCAUGCGGUGUGAUGGGCGUUGGCAUCUGCUCCAAUGAGAAUAUGUAGGUUAUUUAGCCCGCAGUAUUGCACUAAUCUCUCCAGUUCUGCAGAUGGAGGUGGAUUAAGGGAGUCAUAUGGUAAGUACAUAAAAGUUUUAAUGAGCACCUUAGUGUUCCCUGCUUCUUGGUAGUCAAGCUUUAUUACUGCCAUGUCCCUAAAGCAAAAAGUUGUCAUUUUUAUUGCAUUAAUAUUGUUGUUUGCAAUAAUGCAGUUUCUUACAUUCCCUGCGUUUGAGUUACAGAUUAACUUACCUCCGAUGUUCCCUAGACCCAUGACUGUUCCCUGACGUCCAGGGUUCUUGGAUCAGAGCCACGUCAAUGUCCCCUGCCACGAAGGUUUUGCAGAAGGCAACAGUUGCAGCCUUCUUAUGAUGCAAAUUUAUCUGAAGGACCCGGCAUUUUUUUGAAUCGAGGAUCAUGAAGGUAAAGCUUAAAGUCUUUCUUGGUUAGCACCUUCAGAGAGUUCUCGUCUAUUCCCACAACGAGAAUGGAGCCUUUUGGUUCUACCUUGAUGUUGAACACCUUCCAGUCAUCCGCGUCUAUUCCCUCGUUUUGGAUUUUUAGACAACGGAGUGUUCUUGUCGGGUCGUCAGCAUCAAAAUGUUCUUUGGGUAUCCACACCGAUAUCCUUUCUCUGGGAGUUUCAUCCUUGGAUGGUAGUACCCUCAGGUUUGCCCCUUCCCAGGGUUUUAGUUUUGGGGUUACCAUUUUUAGCCAUUCCGCAGCCUCAUUGUCUGCGCAAUGGAAGUCAACCAUGCCAUGUUCUGCUUGGCUAUGGUUGAACUUGGGCCCUUUUCCAGGUUGGCACUUCCAGAUUUCCUGGACGAUAGCUUCCUGUAGCUUUUUCCCUUGCUCUGCUGUCAUCUUAGUUUCAGGAUAGGUACUUGUGAUGACAGCCAUCUCGAUUGCUGACACGACCUUGCUAUAACUGGCCCCAGUUGGUUUACUAGGUUUUUGCAGCUUGAUUGUGUUUCGCAAUCUUUUGAGGGUUUUGUGAGGGUGAUGGUGUUGAUCCCUUUGAGCGAAUUCUCUUAAUCUCCUUUUGCUGCUGGUUCUCAGUAGCUGUUGGAGUUUGUUGUGCUCCAGCGUUAUCAGCGCCUGAAGUGCCUCGUCCCUGUUUAGGAGUUUGCGGUUUCCUGUUUGCUCGUGAUUUACGAGGUUAUAAUAGGUUCCCCUUUGGCUUCGGCCCGUUCGAUAGCUUUCUGGCGUUUCUGGGCGCCAGAGAGUUUGGCCUUGUUCAUCUUUAAUCUGUUGAUUUGAGACCCAAGGUUCUUUAUAGGCUUAUCACUUUCCUCGGUUUUGCUGCUUUCAGCUUUCCGAUCCGAUGGUGAAACCCUUUCUUCCGCAAACUUGUGCUGGCUUCCAGUGAUCUUGUGGUAGUUUGGUCUGUUGGACUUUCCACCGACUUUGUUUCAAGAGAUGGUUUGGUUGAGGCUGAACCACUCGGAUUUUCCUACAGCUUCAUCUCUUGGUCUUUUUGUUUGUUUCUUUUUUUUAUUUGUGUUUCCAUAAUAUGUCCUACGAGUGAGGGGGAAAGGGUAGUCAGGCUCUGGGGUGCCCCCUGCACAGAGCUAAGGCUGUUUACUCCGGGGUGACGCCUGGUUUCCUAGAGGCUCCGUUUGCGACGCUGCUUUCCAACCGCCAUGCACCCAUCGACACGGGUCGCUUGACAUUUUGGAUUGGCUGAGAUAUUUCUGGGACCCGAGUGGCGGUUCCUAGGGGUUCGCAAUGGCUUUCCCUGAGAACCGCCAGACGGGAGCUCCUUGACCGCGGCAAGGUCUUGCAUCCCCCACGAGGGGUAUCUCUCAAGUAACCCUUAAUCCAUUGUUUUAUUUAUUAUUAUAUUUCAAUGAUUUUCCAUAAGGAAUUUUUGGGAAGCUUUUUUUUUUGGAAUUUUAGUUUAGAAAAAGUUCCAUAAAAAUAAAAACCAACUGGCCUUUCAGACAAAUCAUAUCUAAGAUAUUAAAGCACCAUAAACUUCAUUUAUUAUGUAGGUCAAUGAUUAGUGUUAAUUUGCUGCCCAUUAAAUCUGAUUUGGCUCCAAAUUAUUUCCGAUUCCUUAUUGGAACAAACCUAUUUUAAAUGGAAGGAUAUCUACCUAUUUACCUAGUCUAGCUGUGAUUGCACUUUUCCGUAUUUAUUUAUAGUUUUUUAUAUUCAUCAUCAUUAAAAGCAUAUUUAUUAUUAUUCAAAUAUUUAAUACAAACUAUUGUGAUUUAGUUA
This is a messenger RNA of Ceutorhynchus assimilis (cabbage seed weevil), 12590 nucleotides long. NCBI's taxonomy places the organism in Eukaryota, Metazoa, Arthropoda, Insecta, Coleoptera, Curculionidae. The record is from the annotation of a GenBank genome assembly.